This is a messenger RNA of Capsaspora owczarzaki ATCC 30864, 3769 nucleotides long. RefSeq lists its product as hypothetical. NCBI's taxonomy places the organism in Eukaryota, Filasterea, Ministeriida, Capsasporidae. The coding region runs from base 1 to 3543 and encodes 1180 amino acids. The transcript has a single exon. The record is from RefSeq and is a predicted model, not a curated record.
AUGACUCGCGACAGUGUUGCAGCGUCCGCAGAGUUGGACGUGGGCAGCAACACUGGCAGUGGCGGCGGCAGUGGCAGCGGCGGCGGGAGUCUGCUUGACGACCCCGACCUGCAGUUCCUGGUUCGCAGCAUUAGCAGUGGAGUGGAUUCGCCGCGAGUCUCGCUGUCAGCUGUCGCUCCUGCACCAGCAACAGCAGCAACAACAACAGCAACAUUGUCAGCAGCAUCAACAAGCACGAGCACUACAGAGCAGGCAUUCGGACCAACGACAGCGCCGACGCCCGACCAUCGCAAUUCACACCAGCAGCAGCAGCAGCGGAAUGACCUGCAUUCAUCCAACACCGACACGACUGCAACUGCGAGUACUACUACGACUACUACUGCGACUACCACUACUGAUAUUGCGACUGGUGGCAGCACGAAUCCAGCUGCUGCCGCAGACCCAGCGAGCGCGACUGGAGUUGUAGGAAUCGAUUCAAACCGCAAGCCGCUGCUACUCGGCCGGCCAGCUGCUGCCGCGGGCUUCACGACGUCGUCUCUGCCAGUGUCUGCGACCACAGCGGGCGCACAGGGCCACCAGGCGGCUGGCGAGGGGUUGGUGUUUGGCCCAGCCGUGACGCGCACUGUGCCAGGCCUCCAACAUUCUACCAGCUCGCCUUCCAAUGCCAAUAGCACUGCGAACGCUGCCAAUGCUGGCUUGAGUGCAUUGCAGCUCGGUCCGCAGCAGCAGCAGCAGCUGUUGUUGCGCGCAAGCACCAAUCCAAACAGCGAGACGGGCAGCGUGGCGAGCAGCGCGAACAGCAGCACGCUGGACUUGCUCCUCAAGACCACACCGAGCCAGUGGAGCACGAACAAUCUGCUCAUCGUUGCAGACGGCAGCAGCGCAGGAUCAAGCACGAGCAACCUUCACAGCGUUGUUGUCGAGCCACCUGUUGCAAGCAAUGGAGCGUUGGCAGGCACCAGUCGCACCCAAGUGAACGAGAUUGCUUCUUCCAGCUCACCGCUGGCAACAGCAUCCAAAUCCGACAUGUCCCUGACCGUUGCUGCCGCGGUGGCAGCUGCGAUUGCUGAAGCGGACGACAUCACGUCGGACGAUGCCGACCACACCACGCCGUGGCUUGGACCUGGAUCCGUGGCCACCAUUCCUUCGGCGCCGUCUUCGUCUGGAUCCGGGGCGCAAAACACGAGCACCGCGUCGCUCGACUCGCCGCGUAGUCGCACAUCCUCGCUCUCGCCGUCCGCGCAACGUGCGAGCCUGUUUGGCCUUCGCCCAUCGUCGCCCGGAGCGGGCCCGGAAAAGCGCUCGACCAAAUGGGCAGAGUCGUUCGACGGACUGCUCACGGAUCCCAUCGGCCUACAAGAGCUCGUCUUCUUCCUCCAGGGCGAGUACAGCGAUGAGAACAUUCUCUUCUGGUCCAAGGUUCAAACAUACAAGCUGCUCGAGGGAGCCGAAGUUGCGGAACGGCGAAUGGAGCUCGGUCGUCAGAUUUACACCGAGUUUGUCUCGCUCAAGUCCGCCCACGUUAUCAAUAUCGCCAGUGCCGUGCGGGCUGGCAUCGAAGCGGCGCUUGAUGAUGCACCAGAGUCGCUUUUCGAGGCUGCCGAGCGCUCCGUGUACUCGCUCAUGAAGCACGAUUCCUACACGCGGUUUUUAAAGUCAGAGCAUUUCGCUGCCUACUGCCGUCGCGAAGAAGCACUCGUCCAGCGCCUGACGUCCAAGUCGGGGUCGAGACGCAGCAGCGAUGACAGCAACCGCUCGUCGCGAAAGGGAAGCUCCAAGACCAGCUCAAUGGUCGGGCUGGACCCAAUUCCGUCCGGCGUGGCCGUCCACCAACGGUUUAGCAUGGAUGUCGAGGGUAUGCGACGCAACAACAGCCUGCCGACCAAGCUGCGGCACAGCGUUAUUCAAGUGCACCCCGAGGAGGACUUGUCAGGGGAGACCGAUUCUGCUGGCGUUGCAGCGCCGUUGGCAGAGUCAUCCUCGCGCUCUCGUUUCUUGAAUGCAUUCCGGCGUCUUAAAAGUGGACAGGACAAGGCGGGACUUGCCAUGUCUGCUCCAGUGUCUUCCUCGCCGUUGCCCGAAGUGGUGCCAGAAAAUGGUCUGGCGAGCGUGAGCGCAAGUGCGAAUCCAGCCACCUCGAGUCGAUCCCAGCCGCCUUCUGUCACAGCCACAGCCACAGGUCACAAACCACUCGGUGCAACAAAGAGCGCCUCCGCACUCCCCUCUCGAGACCAUCGCAAACUGGCCAAGACGCAGAGUGCUGUUUUGGCCUCUCAUCUGCCGCCUGCCGCCCCGGUCCCUGGCCCAGCCCCUGCCCUUGCCCCUGCCCAUGCUCCAGCUUCGCACACAUUUUCGCGGCUUCGACGCUUGAUCAGCCGCUCUGCCAUAGGAAGCCAAUCCUCGCUACAGCACAGCGAGCUUCCCAAGGCGGUGGAAGAAUCGACGUUGGACACCGACGCGGCCGGCUUGGCCAAUCGGUUGGCCACGGGAUCAUCGCCUGACUCGCAGCAACCUUCACCAGUGCCUGCACGACGAAGUGCGUCGGCCCAUAGCGUCAGCGCCGCAACGCCGGGCGGAGACGAGGCGGUUCGCAGCCGAAGUGGCAGUCGCGGGAGCACUGCUAGCACGCAGCACCCACGCGAGCAUGCCGAAUUGACCACGCCAGCUGCUGCUGCUGCUGCUGCUGCUACUGCUGCUGCUGCUGACGGUGCUCUCGGUAUUCCUGGUGCUGAGAAACAUUCCCUCGGUCACAAAAUUGCGCGCAAACUUUCUUGGCGAAAACAUCACGAUACGAAAUCCCAAGACAGCAGCGGAGAGGUUGGUGCAGAACGCGGUAGCUUUUCCGGCACGACGACACCGGCGCUUGCAAAAGCAAACGAGUCGAUGGUGCACUCCCGCUCUGCAAGGUCGCUCGAUCAGUUGUCGUCGCUCUCGGGCUCGCGCUCGUCGCUGUCGUCCGAAUCCAAACCUUCGUUUGUUGGCCAGACGCUUGCAGCUGUCGGCCAUGCUCUCCGCAAGCCCCUGCAUUCUCGCAAAGAGCACGGCGGCGGGAGCAAAUCCACGCCCGAGUUUAAAUCCGACGGUGCACCGGUGCCCAGCGCUGGCCCUGCAGAGAUGCCAGAUUUCAGCGAGCUGACGGCUGCUUUGAUGACGGGUGCCAAGAACAACUCCUCUUCAACUGUAGCGGCUGAAGCCAAACCAGUCGAGUUCCGUGCGUCCAUCUCUGGCACGGGUGUCGGCUCCCGUCCUCGUGAGUUGGAAGCCAGCUCUAACUCUCACGCUAGCAAGGGCUCUGGCGCUGGCCCGAGCGCAAGCAGUCCAGGACUGUCCGAAUCGGCCUCAAGUCCGGCCACCGAUUCUGCCGACACUGAUUCCUCGUCUGUGCGGCAUUCCACAACCUCCAUUCUCCCUCGUACGCCCGAAACCACCACGUCGACCGAGGCGGAAGUGUUUGUCACGGCGGCUCCACAGCCAGAGUCGACUCUGGCCGUGCCGGCUCCGUCAAAACCCCUUCGCGUGACCCUGAAGCAAUCGGAAUUGUAGCUGCGCCAUUGUGUCUGUGUGUCGGACAGUAGCUUUGCAGGUGUGGAACUCGAGGUUUGUUUGUUCUAGCUGCUUUCUGCACCCUUUCUGCGAUUGCUCCCCCAAAGUUUUUGUUUGUAUUUGUGUUUGUAUUUCGCUGUGGUGAUUUUUGGUUUGAAUUUUUGUUACUCUCUCAGGUUUUUAACCCUCUACGCUUAUAUAAAGCUUUUCAUCAGUUUGCACGAUC